AUGGGCAACAGUGGCUCAGCCGUGAAGGUCUGCACGGAUCACCAAGGAGGCAUCAACUGGCUGAGCCUGAGCCCGGACGGCCAGCGCUUGCUCACGGGUAGCGAGGAUGGCACUGCGCGGCUCUGGAGCACCGCCGACAGCCAGUGCCAUGGACACUUCCAAGGACAUGAAAGUUACAUCACCUUUUGCCACUUAGAAAAUGAGGCUGCCUUCACGUGCAGCGCAGAUCAUACCAUUCGAAAGUGGGAUGUGAUGACAGGUCAGUGCCUGGCCAUUUACCGAGGACAUACAUCAAUUGUUAACAGGAUCCUGGUUGCCAAGGACUAUCUCUUUAGUGGCUCCUAUGACAGGACAGCUCGCUGUUGGAGUGUGGACAAGGAGAAACAAAUCCAGGAAUUCCGGGGCCAUCGGAACUGUGUCCUGACUCUAGCUCACUAUUCCUCCAGGGAUGUUCUUGAAGAAGAGGAGGAGGAAGAGGAGGAGGAGGAGAAAGUGAGCAGAGACCUCCUGGUGACAGGUAGCACAGACUGCACUGUUAAGGUCUGGUGGGUGUCCAGUGGGCGCUGUUACCAGACUCUACUGGGACACACUGGGGCUGUCUUAUGCCUUAUACUUGACGCACCAAACAGGGAGCUGUUUUCUGGCAGCACGGAUUAUACCAUUCGAACGUGGAAUAUUGUCACUGGUGAGCAGUUGAAAGUGUUCAAAGAGCAUCAAGGAUCAGUAAUUUGCCUAGAGCUAGUGAAUCGGCACUUGUAUUCAGGAAGCGCGGACAGGACAGUGAAGUGCUGGUUAGUAGACACUGGGGAGCGAAUCCAAACGUACAAGGCUCACAAACACAGCGUUAGCACUUUGAAAUACCACGCUGGGAUCUUGUUCACAGGAAGUGGUGAUGCCUGUGCAAGAGCUUUCAAUUCCAAGAGUGGUGUCCUGCAGAAGAUCUUCCGAGGACACAAGUUCAUCAUCAACUGCAUCCAGAUCCACAAUGAGUUGCUCUACACAGCUUCCCACGAUGGCACACUAAGGAUUUGGGACAUCCGGGGAAUAUGCAAGAGAAAUAAGCGGCGUUUGAAGAAGGAGAGGUCUGCCCAGGGCAGGAGCUCGCAGAAGGGAAGCCUGUCUCGUCUCUUCAACAAUAAAGUCGGCUGUAUGGUACAGCAAGAAAAUGGGGAACACGAGGCCGUUGAACUGAUGUGA
Messenger RNA from Antrostomus carolinensis (chuck-will's-widow), 1197 nucleotides. RefSeq names its product WD repeat domain 86 (gene WDR86). The transcript is spliced from 6 exons. The coding region runs from base 1 to 1197 and encodes 398 amino acids. Gene Ontology annotation, molecular function: protein binding. Lineage: Eukaryota; Metazoa; Chordata; Aves; Caprimulgiformes; Caprimulgidae. The record is from RefSeq and is a predicted model, not a curated record.